AAAGAACAAAGUAUCAUCUAAUUUCUAGAUAGCUCAUUGAAGACCUACAUUGUAGAGUGGGGAGUGUACAUAUCAUAAUGGCAGUCUAGGGUUUUAUUAGUAGUGGAAUGAUGUUCUUAUUUUCACUAUUUCUAACAUUUGUGGCGCAAACAGUUUUGGGCGGAAAGUUGGGUGAUGACGGAGGAGAUGUUAUAUUUGCCAAUGUGCUUUUCAGACACGGCGAUCGCAACAUAAUCACAGAUUACCCAAAUGAUCCGAACAAAAACAUGUCUUACUGGCCUGAAGGAUUGGGACAGCUGACAAAUUUAGGGAAGCGCCAAGAAUUCGCUCUAGGCCAAUGGCUACGCCAGAGGUACGACCGCCUCCUCACAGACUUCUACGACCCUAAUCUGGUGUACGUCCGCAGCACCGACGUCGACCGUGCACUGAUGAGCGCCAAGUGUGUUUUGGCGGGAAUAUUCCCUCCAAAAGGACAGCAGGUGUGGAACGAUCAGCUGAUCUGGCAACCCAUACCUACACACACAACGCCUGAGAAGCUGGACAAGAUUUUGGCACAGAAAUACCCAUGCCCAGCAUACCAGGCAGAGCAUCUAAGGGUGCUAAACUCCGCAGAAAUAAGGAAUAUAACUUCUAGAUAUUCGUAUAUAUUAAAGAACUUAACAGACUUUGCAGGUGAAAAUAUCUCCACACUCUGUGACAUUAACUGGAUAUACCAUGAUGUUUAUAUAGAGAAACUGAAGAACAUGACGGUGCCACAAUGGGUAGUUGAUCUGUUCCCAGUUAUGUACGAAGCUUCCAGCUUCUGCUUUGCACUCCCAACUUGGAAUACAAAACUCGCUCGUUUGAAGUCAGGACUUUUGGUACAAGAAAUGAUCAACAACAUGAAGGCUAAGAUAGACGGAAAAUCAAGUCUCAAUGUGUAUUUUUAUUCGGCACACGACUCUACAAUAGGCAGUUUGUUGAACUCUCUGGGUGUCUUCGACCUUCAGGAUCCCCCGUACUCUUCCACUAUCAUGAUGGAGCUGAGGAACAACGGAGGGGAUCAUUACGUGACGCUGUUGUACCGCAACAAUACAGCUGUUGAGCCAUAUCAGCUGAUUUUGCCGGGCUGUUCAGCGAUGUGUCCCUUGGAUCAGCUGAUCAACCUUACUCUACCAAUAAUACCUGAAGACUGGGACAAGGAAUGUCAGAUUGUCGAAUAUAAGAUGUACAUUGUGUUAAGUGUUCUGCUGAUUCUACCAUUCGCUUUUGUCGAAUCAAGAAAGAUCUGUCACGAGUUGGGUGAUGUCGUUUUCGUCAACGUUCUAUACAGGCAUGGAGCACGCACUCCUGACAAGACGUACAAGAAUGAUCCCCACAAAAACGAUUUCCCCGAAGGACUUGGAGAACUUACAAAUGAGGGCAAACGCCAACAUUAUGAGCUAGGACAGUGGCUACGUCAGCGAUAUGACGGCUUAUUGACAGAUAAGUACAGCCCUGCCUUGAUACAUGUGUUGGCCUCAGACAAAGACAGGGUGCUGAUGAGCGCGCAGUGCAAUUUGGCGGGAAUGUACCCGCCAAAAAGUGAACAAAAGUGGAACCCAAUGCUGGAGUGGCAGCCAGUACCAGUUCACACUGUACCUCAGACUAUGGACAGGCUUAUAGCAAUGAAGGAAAAAUGUCCAGCAUAUGACAACGAACUAGCACGCGUAUUGGAAUCAAAGGAAGUGAAGGAUAUAAGUAAGAAAUACCAGUAUAUAAUAGACAUACUAAACAAAAAUACAGGAGAAACAAGAGAUGAUUGGAAGUAUAUAUCCAAUAUACACGAUACUUUAAGGGUUCAGAAUGAGCACAACAUGGCCUUACCCAAGUGGUCAAAGGAUAUUUUCCCUGAGCCAAUGGGAGAAGCGUCUGUCCUCAGGUUCCAUCUACCAACUUGGAACACCAAACUUGCUCUUCUAUUGGCUGGACCGUUGCUUGAAGAUAUGGUGAAAAACGUGGAAAACAAAGUGAACAGUAACAUUACAAAGGUGAUGCAAGUAUAUGCAGGUCACGACACGACCAUCAUCAACCUCCUGAACCUCCUGGGUGUGUGGGACAAAACGAUGCCUCCUUACGCAUCCUGUAUCAUGCUGGAGUUGCGGAGAAACAGUGAAGGAGAGUAUUAUGUCACGCUGUUUUACCGUACCUCGGCCAACGCAGAGCCUCGCCUACUGAAGAUUCCUGGAUGUGACGAAGUAUGUCCCUUGAAAACUUUCGUUUCUAAAACCAAGUCUCUCAUCCCUCAGGACUGGGAUAAGGAGUGUAAGGAUGUGAAAUAAAACUCUACCUCACAUGA
Macrosteles quadrilineatus (aster leafhopper) is the source of this 2317-nucleotide messenger RNA. Its product is annotated as lysosomal acid phosphatase-like. The transcript has 14 exons. Gene Ontology annotation, biological process: dephosphorylation. Gene Ontology annotation, molecular function: phosphatase activity. The record is from RefSeq and is a predicted model, not a curated record. The coding region runs from base 108 to 2300 and encodes 730 amino acids. NCBI's taxonomy places the organism in Eukaryota, Metazoa, Arthropoda, Insecta, Hemiptera, Cicadellidae.